Messenger RNA from Pyricularia grisea, 1292 nucleotides. RefSeq lists its product as uncharacterized. The transcript has 3 exons. Bases 287 to 616 code for a protein of 109 amino acids. The record is from RefSeq and is a predicted model, not a curated record. Lineage: Eukaryota; Fungi; Ascomycota; Sordariomycetes; Magnaporthales; Pyriculariaceae.
GUUUUCUUAUUUCAAGACGGACUGACUCUUUAUGCCUUGUUUCAGCAUCGACGGCGUUGAUUUGUUUUUCUCUCUGAUGUUCGGCCUCGGCUUUUACACUUUUCGUCGCAAAUCCCCUUUUGGCCCCCUUUUGCCGCAACGAUGUCAUCAGUUGCCAGAACAAUGAAUGUAAUACAAUACUUUGCACAUUUCUAGGCUCGUUCUUUUUCCUUCUUUCGAAAUACACCUUCUUUUGGUUCUCGUGCACAUAGUGUGCAAAAAAAGGAGAGAAAAAAAAAACGUAAAAAUGAUGCACCCAAUCGACCGCAUCUGGACAGUUGUCCUAUUCGUCGUCCUCUCGGCGAUCGACAUCGCCUUCAACGCCGCAGCCGGCCCCGCAGCGGUCGCCGCCGGGGCACACGUCGAAGGCAAACCCGUGACGGCAGAAGCCCUCGGCCUCGGCGCACAGGCGGGAGCCACCAAGGCAGGAAUCUUGGCAUUUCUCGGGUUUCUGGGAUUGGCAAACCUGACCAGCGUCGCGGCGACGAUGCUGAUGAUCAUCAUGGCGACGAUAUUUGGCAUAUGCGUCCUCGUGACAGCGCAGGUGUCGUAUGCGCUUAUAGGAGACAGUGAGUAAAGUAGAUUGAAGGGUUAAAAGUCUUUUUUUUCAAGCUUUCUGGGGAAGAAAGCAUGCUAAUGAUUUACCUUCUUUUGCGAGUCAAACAGCUCCCACGGAGCUUCUCAGAGCUGCACUAGUGGCUGCGCUGCCACUGCAGUUGCCGGAGGGUUAUGGGAUGUAUUUUGCUGUCAACAGGUACAGAAAAGAAGACAAAUUCAGCGGCGAGUCAACCAACACCUUCCACUACUCAAGAACGUUGAUCUUGUGGAUCACAACGGUGGCAUGGGAUGCGCUGGGAGGGGUUGCUUUUGCAGCAAUGGCACAAAACUUAGGUAAAGACUUUCUCUCUCUGUCUCUAUUAUUCUUCUAAUAACUCCACGGAUAUGUCAAUUAUGUUGUUAACAUUUUUUUUGAUUCGUCGCGUCUCUCUUCCAAAAGGCUACCCUGUAUGUAAGUUGGGAACAGCAGCUGCGGCUGGUGCUGUGUACGGCGUUUUUUCGGGGUUGUCCAAGAUGAUAGCGUAUAUCGCAUGGGGCUUGUAUUAUCGAAACAAGUGAAUUUAUACACGAUAAAGUAGUUUUAAGCUUAUGGACAUUGAAUAGGAAUGCAGAUCAUGGAGUAGCUUUGAACAUGGGGUUGGUUAGCUUUGGUGCCGUGGGCUACCUACCUACUGUACUUAUCUACCUAGAUACCU